Dichotomopilus funicola is the source of this 714-nucleotide messenger RNA. RefSeq lists its product as uncharacterized. The record is from RefSeq and is a predicted model, not a curated record. The transcript is spliced from 3 exons. Lineage: Eukaryota; Fungi; Ascomycota; Sordariomycetes; Sordariales; Chaetomiaceae. Bases 1 to 714 code for a protein of 237 amino acids.
AUGCGUGCUCUCGUCUUACUCCUUCUCACCCUGGCCACAGCCAGGGCCUUCCACUUCCCCGGCCGCACCCAUCACGUAACAGCAGAAAAAGAAAAAGAAGAAACCAACAACAAAAACCAGCUUACCGUUACCGGCCUAGAAAGACGUAUGCACGACCUCCUCGAGAAACGGAACCACUCUCCGCAUCACAAGGCCGAGCCCGCAGCCGACAGGCUAGAAUGGCAGGUCCAGGACCUUACGCGGACCUCCGAAUCAACAAACACAACAACCUGGACCUUCUCCCUCCUUCUCAACGCCGCCUCCUCCAACACCGACCCCAGCACCCAAACCACCGUCUCCUGCUCGCUCACCGUGCCCCUGAUCCAGCCCGCCGCUCCCAGCGGCAACAGCGCCGACCGUAUCGGCAGUUUUUACGGUGUGCCCUGCGGUACGAAUGGGGGGAGUCUGUUGGGGAGGAUUAGUGGGGGGGGGAGUCGGUUUGGUGGUUCUGGUGAGAGUGGGAAAGUGAGUGGGAGGAGGACGGGAAAUGGGAUUGAGGAGGGGGUUGGGUUUGAGGCGUCGUUGGGGUAUAAUCAGGAUGCGGAUAGUGCGGUUAUGACGGUUUGCUAUACGCCCAACGGUACAGACGCCUGGUUCGGAUUCGAAAAGGUCUCGCAGAACAAGCAGCUCGGCAACUCGAGACCGGAGCCGGUUUAUUAUACGGGAUGUGCUUAG